Messenger RNA from Carassius gibelio (silver crucian carp), 4055 nucleotides. Its product is annotated as solute carrier family 45 member 4-like. The transcript has 8 exons. Gene Ontology annotation, molecular function: sucrose:proton symporter activity. The record is from RefSeq and is a predicted model, not a curated record. Gene Ontology annotation, biological process: transmembrane transport. Gene Ontology annotation, cellular component: membrane. NCBI's taxonomy places the organism in Eukaryota, Metazoa, Chordata, Actinopteri, Cypriniformes, Cyprinidae. Bases 593 to 2893 code for a protein of 766 amino acids.
UUGUCUGUUUGUCACAAUUUAACAUCAGUCUCUGACACAGGUGUCUAGCCUAUUCGUCCACCUGUCUCUGUUCACAGCGGGUCGGGCUGCUCUGGGGGUGAACGUUACCUGUCAAAAGCGUCUGGGUGUAGCCUUGCCUUAUCAGUGCACAGGGGAAGACGUGCAGUUAUCACGAGCGUCUUAGCCAGCAAGGAAAACUAGUGACACAUUUUUGGCUUUAUCACUGUAUGCGAGUGUCACUUAAGUUCUGUAGAACUUCUGGCGAUUACCUGUCUACUUCAUUUUAUGUGGAACAGUAUUUCUGCGAUAAAAGGAUUUUGACAUCAAAUGAAACUAGCCACUGGAACGAGAAUAAUAAGUAAUUCCAUGGAAGCACAAAGAGAAACAUCCACCUGUUCUGCUCUCCUUGCCCUACCACAUUUCCCUUCUUCCUUUCGUCAAAACAUGACUCAUGAGUUACACCAACAAUGUUCUAUAUGGACUUCUAUAUGAAAGAUCAGCUUGGAGGUCUUAAUGGGAAUAGAGUCUAGACUUUAGAGAGGUAACAUUGAGUACCAUUUCUGGAUCAAGGCCCCAGAAACCAGCUUUGUAUAUGCAGACCAGCAUGGCACCCAAGGACGCUUUCACAGAGUCCGUUCCAGUGCUGGAAAUGAUACAAGUCGUACAAGAAAAAGAUUCAAAUUGUGGACAAAAUGCAGGGAAGAAGAAAGAGAGGGAAGUGGAGAAGUCAGAGGACUCGGCCAGUGAGGAUUCAAUAAACCAUAUCCCGAAGCGGUUAUGGGUCAUGCACAGUGCUGUCAUGUUCGGGAGAGAGUUCUGCUAUGCCAUGGAAACAGCGCUGGUCACUCCUGUACUGUUGCAGCUAGGUCUCCCGGAGCAGUAUUACAGUUUAACCUGGUUCCUCAGCCCUAUUUUGGGUUUAAUUUUCACCCCUCUAUGUGGCUCAGCAAGUGACCGUUGCACUUUGAAAUGGGGUCGGAGGAGACCCUUCAUUUUGGCACUGUGUGUAGGAGUGUUAAUAGGAGUGUCCUUAUUUCUCAAUGGAUCUCUUAUAGGUCUGUCUCUAGGUGAUGUUGCCAGUAAUCAACCGGUUGGGAUUGUGCUGACCGUUGUUGGUGUGGUAGUUCUAGAUUUCUGUGCUGAUGCUUUGGAUGGACCAAUCAGAGCCUACCUCCUGGAUGUGGCUGAUACCGAGGAACAGGACAUGGCUUUGAAUAUCCAUGCUUUCUCAGCAGGGCUAGGAGGUGCUUUAGGUUACAUGUUUGGAGGGCUGGACUGGACCAACACCUUCCUAGGUCAAGCUUUUAAGGCCCAAGAGCAGGUCCUCUUUUUCUUUGCUGCCAUCAUCUUUAUCAUUUCUUCAACGCUUCAUCUUUUCAGCAUCAAUGAGCAUCAAUAUAGCCCGAACCAUCAAGGGGCAUUAAAGGAUGAGGAUGAAGUAACGCCACCUCCUGUCCAGCUCUAUAGCAACUUUUCAUCUACUCAUGUCAUACCUCAACUAAAACUGAUCCCUGAAGAGGAGCUGUUUUCAGCCCAUGAGGAUAAUCGCACUGGGCAGGAUGUUUCAAUUGAAUUUCUAAAUGACUUGGUGCGGAGUAAAAGUGACUCAGUUUUAGCCAUGCCAGAUUCUACAGUAGAGCUUAUCCCAGACUUGGACUUGGAUCGCAAUGGGCAGUUUGUGUGCAACAUCAGACCUACUUUACUCCUAGACUUUCAGGGUCUACAAGCUGAUUCCCACAACACUUGCCAUCCAGGUCAGAGCACUGACCAUCACUUACCGUGUUGUGAUAGCAAUGGGGAAAAUAUCUGUGAAGCUGCCAAAACUGGAAAUGAAAGCUUUGCCAUUUCUGGAAAUCCAAUAAAUGGUGCAAGGAAUGCUACCAGUCAACCAGGUAAAGUCGGUUUACGCCCACCUGGCACCUCAGUGCGUCGCCGCCACCCUUCCCUCUAUCGCCAGCCCUCGUUCACUUUCUCUUAUCACGGACGUGUGGGCUUUCAGUGGCGAAGGCGCUACGGCAACGUGGCUGGGCCGAUCAAAUCUUCGCGAAGCCUGAAUGACAUCGACACAAUCGAUAGACGCCAUGAAUGGCAAAAGAUGCAGCUAAGGCGCAUCUCUGCAUCCCGCAGAGAUGCAGAGGAUGAAGAGAGCGAGGAUGGGGAUAGUGGUACGUCGGUCAAACUGCUCUGGUUGUCCAUGUUUAACAUGCCACCCCAGCUCUGGCGUCUGUGUGUAUGUCACUUGCUCUCCUGGUUCUCCAUUAUUGCACAAGCCAUGUUCUACACAGACUUAAUGGGCCAGGUCAUCUUUGAAGGAGACCCAACUGCUGCUGCUAACUCCACUGCCCUGCAGAGCUACAGUAAAGGUGUGCAGAUGGGCUGCUGGGGGCUUGUGAUCUAUGCGGCUACAGCUGCGCUCUGCUCAGAUGUGCUCCAAAGGAUCUUAAACAACUAUGACUUAAGCAUAAAAAUCAUCUACAUGUUAGGGACUCUAAGCUAUACUGUGGGCACAGCCAUCAUGUCCAUCUUUCCAAAUAUAUAUGUUGCUAUGGUGAUGAUAAGCACCAUGGGAAUCAUUUCUAUGAGCAUGUCAUACUGCCCUUAUGCUCUGCUGGGACAGUACCAUGAAAUCAAAGAGUACAUUCAUCACAGCCCUGGAAACUCACGGCGAGGGUUUGGCAUCGACUGUGCCAUACUGACGUGUCAGGUGUACAUCUCUCAGAUUUUGGUGGCGUCGGCUCUCGGUGCAGUCGUAGAUGCUGUCGGUACAGUGAGAGUGAUCCCAAUGGUGGCAUCAGGAGGUGCCUUUCUUGGUUUUCUUGCUGCGGCUUUCCUCGUCAUCUAUCCUGAUACAUUUGAUGAUGAAGAUGAUGACGACAAUGAAGAUGUUCUGUGAAGUCAGAGAAGCUCAAUGUUUCAAAGCCAGUGCUAUGGAGCAGUUCCUGCAAGCUGGAGGUUGAAUCCACAAUUUGAGUGUUAAAACUUAAAAUACUUGAGUUAUUAAAGUACAAAUCACAGAUUGCACAAGCACAAGGUUCAUUGUCUAUCAUUCAUACACUCUCUCAUAUGCAGAAUGUAAUUCUGAUAUGUUACAGAGACAAAGUCAAAUAUUUGAUUUCUGAGAUUAUUUCUCAAGCCAUUAAUUGUUUGUUGCCAAUAAUGUCAGUUGUCUACAAAAAAAGUAUGUUUCAGUUUUGAUUUAGAUUUUUUUAAUAACCAUGUUUAAAUAACUAAAUUUGAAAAAAAAUAUUUCACAUUCUAAUAUUUUUCUACACAUUUGAUCAUUGCACUUAGCAAAUCAACAUUUGCAUUCCAGAUGCAAGUUUGCAUUUUUUACACUGAUAUUUUUUCAGUGUUAAAAUGAGUCUGAUUACCAUUGUUUUUCCCAUCUCAGCAUCAUAUCAUAAGAAACACUCAGGGGAAAGCUGAAAUGAUUGCUUCUGGCUGCUGUUUCUGAGCUCAAAAAGCUCACUUCUGUUUACACUUUAUCUAUGCACAAUGCCAAAUAUUUUUCUAAUGAUGCCAUACAUUGGUUUUGAGAGUUGCCUUUGAUUUUCUACACUAUUUUAAGGUAUAGUAUUGAAGAGCUGUGACACCAAUUAAGGAAAUGGUUUUGCUUUACAGCAGUGAUUGCUUUGUGAAAUGAAGAAGUGUGUUUAGCUGUCAUGGCAAUUUUUACUUGGUUUCCAAAUAACACUCCAAGAGUGGCAGUAUUUUUCAAAGUCAAAUUCUUAAUACUGUUCCAGUAGUUAUUAUACACAAGUUACUGAGCUUGUUUCCUGUUCAGGAAGACAGGCCAAAUAUGUUCUAGUCAGUCACAGAAGUGUGACAUACAAAGAUCAAUAGGCUGACGUUGUAUCCUAUUUUAUCAAACUGAAAGUUUUUCUUUGUGUGUGUGUGUGUGUGUAGUGGUUUUGUAAAUAAGGUGAACACUUUUUAUUAAUUUUUCUGUUUAUGUGGCACUGUUGUGUUUGAACCAAAUUGAAUGUUUAUACUGGCUCCAGGUAUUUUUGUUUUGAAUGUUUGUGAAGUUUCGGUAAAGACAAGGUUUCACACUU